Molecule: messenger RNA, 1653 nt
Organism: Diversispora eburnea
Lineage: Eukaryota; Fungi; Glomeromycota; Glomeromycetes; Diversisporales; Diversisporaceae
Source: the annotation of a GenBank genome assembly
AUGUCUACUCCUUCUUCACCAACAAGACCACGUCGUAGGAAUUCUCUAAUUGGACAAUGGGAUAAAACAACAAAAGUUAUUGAUGUUAAAAAUAAAUAUUAUUCAAUUUCAACCGACAAAUAUACUGCAGCUCAAAAGGAAACUUUUACAAAAUGGGUUAAUAUUCAAUUACGUACCAUUCACGUAGAUGACGAAACUUCUAAAAAAAUUCCUGAAAUCAAAGCUGUUGACCGUGAUUUUAGGGAUGGAAAAAGAUUAAUUCAAUUACUUGAUGUUCUAUUCGAAGGUGAUCCUGAUUUACCAAAACCUGAACGUGGAAGAACUAGGCAUCAUUAUAUAGCAAAUGUUAACAAAGUUUUACAAUUUUUACAAACAAGGCUUGAUGAAUCAGGUUUAGCUGCUUUACAAGCAAUUGGACCUGUAGAUAUUGUGGAUGGAAAUGUUAAAUUAACUUUAGGUUUAGUUUAUCUAUUGAUUUCAAAAUUUCAUCAUAUGAUGAGUGUCUUUGAAGAAUUUGGAGAGGGAAAUGAUAAUGAUUUGACAAAUCUUAAUAAAUUUACUACUAAUGGUUGGUUUGAUAACCUCGAAAAGUCAAUGAAUGUUUCCUCAUCACCAACACAAUCACCAACACUAUCACCAAUUUCACCACAAUUCCCAUCGAUACCACCACCUACUAGAUUUAGAACUCUUAAAUUAAAUCAUUCUACUCCUUUAAGUUCUUCAUCUGGUAUUUUAUUUUGGAUAAAUAUGCAACUUAUUGAUUAUGCUGUAAUUUUACCUUCCACUUCAUAUCCUGUGGAAGAUUUUACCGGAAUGAAUAAUGGAAUUAUAUUGACUGCAUUAAUACAUCAUAAGAAUAUGGAAUGGCUUGAAGAUUUUGAUCUUUUAAUUCAACAAACUGAUGAUGAAAUUGAAGAAGAAAAAAAAUCUAAAGAAAGGUUAUCAAAAUGUUUUACCAUUUUGGAAGAUAAAUUAGGUAUUCAACGUCCAAACUCGUUAGUAAAGAUGUUAAUUGAAAGUGAUCACAAUGAUGCUCAACAACUUAAAAGGACAGGUUUGGCAUGGAGUGUAUAUAUGUCCGACCUAUUUUUAGUAAUGUCAGAAAAACCCAAGAGAAAUGGAACUUUAAGAGGUACAAGGAGAGAUACAAUGAAAGGUACAAUGAAAGGUACAAAGCGAUUAGUACAAAUUAAUGAACCAGUCACCGAGGUCAAUGAUUCAGAAAUUUUUGAAAAUGAAAUUGAUCAAUCAAGUAAUGAUGAUGAUAAAUCUGAUAAAUUGAAAAAUAAAAAGAAAUCGAAUAAUAAAUCACGUGGAUGCUUACCAAUAUAUUCCACGGGACCAAUAUUACCUAUGCCACCUUGGUCUCCAAAAGCAUCAAUACUUUCUGCCAUAUUCGAUUGGACUAUUGGCUGGUUAUUAAGUGAACACGAUGAAAGUGAUGAUGAUGAAAGUGAUUACUACGAAGAUGGUCAAUUAUGUGAACGUGAAGUGAAAGUGAAAACUAUACGCGUUGGAAAAAAGAGAUCUGAUGGAAGUUGGAAUAUUCAUGAUGCUAAUGAAUGGAGAUUAAGUAAUGAAUGUUUAAGUGACAAUGAAGACGUUCCUAUUCAAUUAUUGUUAAAUCAACCAUCUCUUAAGUAUUGGAGAUAA